Molecule: messenger RNA, 536 nt
Organism: Plutella xylostella (diamondback moth)
Lineage: Eukaryota; Metazoa; Arthropoda; Insecta; Lepidoptera; Plutellidae
Source: RefSeq, a predicted model, not a curated record
AUGGUGUUUGUAACUAAUAUCAGGCGGAAUACCAAAGUAAAGAAAAACACAACUUUCGUGGACGUCUCAGACAACUCAGUGCACAUGCCGUUUCAAUACAACGAGCUCGAAGCCAAAUUGGCUAGGCACAUGAAGAAAUCACCAAAAAGGACGAUACAGAAGAUCAUAAAGAAAAAUAAGAACUACAAAAAGAGACUGUAUGCCAAAAUGAUAAGUAGCACUACUACUAUUACAACAUCAACCAAAGUCGCAAAUAAUGAACAGAGCCUCAAUCGGAAAAACAAAGAAGUAACCACUCCGGCAGCUCAUAGAAGGAAAAACAACAAAUACAAAUACAACAGAUGGUCUCGUAACCCACUGCCUUUCCACAACUUAGGACAAAGAAGAUUCAAAAGAAAACUGGAAAAGGAUAAUGCGUACAUACUGGAAGAUUUUGAUGAAAUUGAAUUUCUAAGUCAGGACAAGGAGGGCAUUGAUGCUGAUGCUUUCAAUGUACCUGUUAAACAUUAUUGGUAGAAUGUAGAAUAAAGUGUUUA